AUGUCACGCCGCUCCUAUGCUGAUGACACGAAGAGUUCAGAAUUAGAUCCUGAGGACUCUUUCAAUGAUUCUGUCCAUCUGCAUGACUCGUGGUUCUACGGACCCCCCAAAAAAAGGCAGGUGCUGCAUCCUGAAGGACAAGAGAACGUGAGCCCAUCUUCGGUUAGAAGCAGAAGAGCCUCGUUAGUGGAAAAGAGUCUCGGAGAAUUGGAGACUUUCCCCAAACAGCGUUUGGCUCUUGCAAAGCUCGAGGAGCAGUCCAAAGUGUUCAAGAACACUCGUGUUUUCAGUUUCGAGAUACCAGGACAUUCAGAGGGCGAGCGACGUUAUGUGGUCAGUACAUUGGAGCGCUUCUGGUCGUGGUACAGUUCACUACACGAACGUCACCUAUACGAACUCAUUGCCGAGUCAACACCUUGUCGUCUUUACUUUGAUCUCGAGUAUUCCAAAGAAACUAAUCGCGAUAUUGAUCAUGAGGUAUGA
Messenger RNA from Cooperia oncophora, 483 nucleotides. Lineage: Eukaryota; Metazoa; Nematoda; Chromadorea; Rhabditida; Trichostrongylidae. The record is from the annotation of a GenBank genome assembly.